This is a messenger RNA of Lingula anatina, 1997 nucleotides long. Its product is annotated as transcription factor YY2. The record is from RefSeq and is a predicted model, not a curated record. Lineage: Eukaryota; Metazoa; Brachiopoda; Lingulata; Lingulida; Lingulidae. Gene Ontology annotation, cellular component: chromatin; PcG protein complex; transcription regulator complex. Gene Ontology annotation, biological process: regulation of transcription by RNA polymerase II. Gene Ontology annotation, molecular function: DNA-binding transcription factor activity, RNA polymerase II-specific; RNA polymerase II cis-regulatory region sequence-specific DNA binding.
GUGACAGCACGCUUUACCCCCAGCAAAGAAUCCCGCCAUCCUCAGCUUCCAAGAUGGCGUCGACUGAUGGGGUCGAGGAAUUCCAAGUACAGGAGGUCGAAAUCGAGUCGAUUCCUGUAGAAAUGCCAAUUGAAACUGUAGAAACAAGCGAAGAGACCAUUGAGGUACAACCUAUGAUUGCUCUACAGCCUCUACCAGAAGCAUCACACGAGGAAAUUGUCCUCCAAACACGCGAAGAAGUUGUCGGUGAUCCAAAUUUAGUGUACGUAGAUAGCAUACCAGUGCCUGCGCCAGAAAUUGAAAUAUCCACAGAAGAAAUAGCUCCAAUAAUAAAGAAAGGUCGAGGAGGAAAGAAAAAGGGUGGGAAAAAUAGAGGAGGUGUUCAAGUCGUUACUUCACUUGGAAGCGAGCUUGGUUUAGAUCAUACUUCGAGCACCAGGAAAUGGGAACAAAAGCAGGUUCAAAUCAAGACUUUGGAAGGCGAAUUUUCCGUUACCAUGUGGGCAUCAGGUGGCGAUAAAACUGGACUGGAAGGAGAGGAAAUAGUGACUACAAGUGUCAGUGACCACGAUGCCGACUACACAGAAUACAUGACUGGGAAAAAGAUCCCACCAGGCGGGAUACCAGGAGUUGACCUCAGUGAUCCCAAACAACUAGCAGAGUUUGCAAACCUUGAUCAUCACUGUAGACCUCUCUCUGUGCAUUCCAGGAUGAAGCCUAGGAAACAGAGUGAUGAUGUUGCUAGGACAGUGCCAUGCCCACACAAGGGUUGUAAUAAAAUGUUCAGGGAUAACUCUGCUAUGAGAAAACACUUACAUACUCAUGGUCCAAGAGUACACGUGUGUGCAGAAUGUGGGAAAGCAUUUGUGGAGAGCUCAAAAUUAAAACGCCACCAACUGGUCCACACAGGAGAGAAACCUUUUCAGUGUACCUUUGAAGGAUGUGGGAAAAGAUUUUCUUUGGACUUUAACCUCAGAACGCAUGUGCGGAUACACACUGGUGACCGCCCCUAUGUUUGCCCAUUUGAUGGGUGUAAUAAAAAAUUUGCCCAGAGCACCAAUCUCAAGUCACAUAUAUUAACUCAUGCGAAGGCAAAAAACCAGCCGACCUACACUUUCCCUCCAGUCUCUUCUACAAGUCUUCAGAUGUAAUUUCACCACAAGAAAUAGGUCCCAUUAUUUACAAUUAGAUGUCAUUGGAACACACAUCACAAUCAGCAGUUGGUUGGCAACUCGCAGUUGUCUAGUUUUUUAUUUUUAUUAUUAUUUUUUUGUGUGUGUGUUUCACAACCUCUGACAAUUUUAGUAUUUAUAUUGCCAGCAGCCCUCUGGUGUAGUAUCAGGAAUAGACUGUAGUGUACAUAGUCAAAUGGUUUGACAUUGUGAUAGGUGAUACCUUUUUCUGCUGGUUAUCUUGACCAUUCAAGAGACUUCAGUAUAGCAGGCUUUGGAGUAUAAAACAGACUGUGAAGUUUAGAUUGUAAUCAUAUAUCGUAACCUAUUUAUUUUAAAGUCUGUGAGCAUUUGUCAGUUACCUGCCAAUAAUAGGGCAAGGGGGGUCAUCUUCAAACUAAGACUUAGAAUUGUAUAAAAUGUUGUAAAUAUUUACUGUCACUGGGGUAAUUGUGACUGGAGUUUGUCAUGAUUGAAGCAGCUUUCCUAUUAUUUAAUGCUGUUUGCCAGCUUGUUUGAUUUUAACAAGGGUACAAUAGACACCUUUUCUAAAUAUGGCAGGGGAAACAACACAUUUUAUGACAGCAGCUGGUUAUUGGCAAACUGACAAAAAAUAUUUCAUAGGUUAGAAAAUGUAAAAUUGAUGGUUUGUUGAGUGCAGGUUUGUACAUAAAUGAUUAAUGUGUUACCAGAACUUUAUAUGCACAAGAUAUCAAUUCACCUGAAAGUGAACAUGUCUACAUAUAUGUAAUGUUUUUCUAUAUUAUAAUGGUGGCUGCAAAGUGUUUGCCACAAAAUUAUAUCUUGUUUUUAAAAUGUGAAAAA